Molecule: messenger RNA, 375 nt
Organism: Athene cunicularia (burrowing owl)
Lineage: Eukaryota; Metazoa; Chordata; Aves; Strigiformes; Strigidae
Product: feather keratin 1-like
Exons: 2
Coding region: 61-375 (104 amino acids)
Cellular component (GO): intermediate filament
Molecular function (GO): structural constituent of cytoskeleton
Source: RefSeq, a predicted model, not a curated record
CUCAUCCACUUCUCUCUCCUUCCUCUCCUUGGGAACCAGGUGCACCUCUGGCCCUGAGACAUGUCCUGCUACAAUCCGUGCAUGCCCUGCCUGCCCUGCCAGCCCUGCGGCCCGACCCCGCUGGCCAACAGCUGCAAUGAGCCCUGUGUCAGGCAGUGCCAGGACUCCACCGUCGUCAUUGAGCCCCCACCCGUGGUGGUGACCCUGCCCGGCCCCAUCCUCAGCUCCUUCCCGCAGAGCACCGCCGUGGGCUCCUCCACCUCCGCUGCCGUUGGCAGCAUCCUCAGCUCUGAGGGAGUGCCCAUCUCCUCCGGGGGCUUUGGCCUCUCCGGCUUGGGCAGCCGCCUCUGCGGCAGGAGGUGCCUCCCCUGCUAA